Hyphopichia burtonii NRRL Y-1933 is the source of this 2580-nucleotide messenger RNA. RefSeq names its product Kar9p (gene KAR9). Lineage: Eukaryota; Fungi; Ascomycota; Pichiomycetes; Serinales; Debaryomycetaceae. Bases 1 to 2580 code for a protein of 859 amino acids. The transcript has a single exon. The record is from RefSeq and is a predicted model, not a curated record. Gene Ontology annotation, biological process: mitotic spindle orientation checkpoint signaling; nuclear migration along microtubule; establishment of spindle localization. Gene Ontology annotation, cellular component: cell cortex; mating projection tip; spindle pole body.
AUGAGUAAAAGUGAUGAUCGAUUUAAUUCCCUAAAAUCGUUCCUUACUGAUAUUCCUAGACUAGGUGUAAUACAAGAGCUAAUACAAAUCCCCCAACCUCAACCUAACCUUCUGCAUCAUGAUCUACUAAAAAUCAACAAGUUAACAGAUGAAAUAUAUGGCCUUUUAUUGAACUUUCAGCAGGCUUUAGAAGUUUAUAAUAAUAAGUGCGAUGAUGACGGCUUGGAGUGGUACUACGAUGGUAAAUCCGAUGUGAUAGAUUUAAUAGAAGAUACUGAAUCAAUUGACGGAUUGAUUUCUGAAAUAUUAACUGUCAUUGAUUCCUCAGAAUCCUCAAUUGACCCUCAAGACUUAUCAGGGUUACUCUCGAAAUUAGAAACAACAUCUGAUUUACAGCUUGACGUCAAAAAAUCUUUGAUCCUACUCAAGAGAAAAGUUGAUAUAUCUAUCAAUUAUAAGGAAAUCAAUGAAACCAUAAUAAAAUCACUUAAAGAUGAAAUAUUACUCUGUAUUGAAUGUUUCCAUAAAAUUCUGGAAUCAAAACUCUCAUCUCCAAAUCGCCUUCUACCUAAGUUUGACUUGGCCCAGAUUACUGCUAAGAUGAAGAUUAAUGAUUUAUCAAGUCACUCUAAUACUAAUUUUUCUACAAAAUCUUUGAGACUACCCACUUUUAAUGACUUCGAUGAAUCCUUAUACAAUGGUUACUUGAUGCUUGAAUCUCGUAUAAAGCCUUUGAAAGUAAGUUUAGAAUUUUUGCCUUUGAAAAUCAACGAAUUUAAUCAUUUAUGCUUUAAGAUUUCUCCCCAGACUGCUAAUAAUAUACAAAUAACCUAUAACGAAUUAAUGGAUAAUUGGAACUAUUUGCAACUAGAAUUAGAAAAUCUAAAAAAUGAAUCUUUAGAUAAAAGAUGGAAUGAGAUUUUCAAAUAUCUUAUUAAUGAAAUUACCUACAAGUGUAAAACAUUAAGAGAAGGAUUGAGAUCGAAAAACUCAUCCAAUGAUGGUGAUCUUGAUGCAUCUGAUGCUAUGGAUAUAAUAGGUCCAGCUUAUAAACUCUGUUCAAACUCAAUAACUAUGAUUAAUAAAGCUUUCACUGAAGGAACAAUUACUGAUUCUUCCUUGGUACCUUUAUUCAAUGAAAAGCUUUUGCCUGAGUGGGACUUGCUUAAUAAUACACUCAUGAAUGCGUCCCCUCUGUCUUCCUCAUCUCACAGGCUUUCAAAAUCUGUAGAUAAGUUGAGUUCCAAUGAUCACUCAUUGGAUGAAAAUGGUCUUAGAACACUUCAAACAGUAAAAAGAAGAUCUUCUAUGUUCAAUUCUGGUAAAAAGAAUUCAUCCUCGUCGGAUCCGCUUGGCACUAUCGAUGAAAACGACGAUAAACUUGAAAGGAAGUCAUUUAGUUCUCGAAGAAGUAUAUUGAUUGAUUUACCACAAAAGUCACAACUGAAUACCGUUUCUUCUCGCUCAAGCUCAACUCCAAGUGAGCUGGUUUCUCCAAGUGCGUUGGGUAUCGAUUUAGGUGUCAGUGUCGACCAGGUAUCUUCUAAGUCUACCCCUUUCAGUAUUGAACAAAAGGACAAGGUUAGAGAUUUUCUUGCCAAUGAGAAAAAUGGCAAUCCUAAUAGUGAACAGAAUCAGUUUUUAGAGAUGAAAAGAAAAAAUUUAAAGCAAUCUUUAAUGAGGUUAAAUGGAGGAGUUGAUAUUGACGAUGACGAAGACGAUGAAGCAACUUUGGUGCAUGCAACUCCAAAACUUUCAUAUGAUCUUGAGUCGUCAUUUAGCGACUCAAGGAUGUCAAGAUCAACCUUGGCUAGAAAUCUGUAUAGCAUCCAGGAAUUAUUCAACUAUUUAAUGAAAAACUCCCGUCAUAAACCAACCAAACUUCCACUAAUAAGAGACGACUACACUAGUCUUGGCUUACCGGUUAUCAAAAAAUGUUAUAUAGAUUCAUCCAGGCCUUCGAGAAUUCCAAGCAUCAGUCCAAAUCAUCCAGUUUUCCAGUCACCUCAGCGUAAACCAUCCAAGGACAUUACCGGCAGGGUAGACUACAGCCCCACCAAAAACACACCUAUAGAAGUUAAAAGUCAACGCACAUUAAAACCUCCACUAUUUGCGAUGAAAAGAAACUCACUUCUCAAAAAACCUAUGAAGGAUUCAACUAAUACAACUAGGAAUACUAAAAAUUCAACACUCAAUCAAAAUCAGUCUAGUUUAAAGGUCAGAAAUACCGUCAAAACUUCCCCAAACUCGGUUGAUUCUAACGCAAGAUCGUCGAUUUCAUUAUCCAGACUCUCUGGGGUAUCACUUAGUGGGAUGAAUACACCUAAUCUUUCAUAUUCACAUAAUAUGAAGAACUCCCCGGAAGCCAAGCAAAGAAUGUCUCUGUUAAGCAAUAUAUCUCCAUCGGCAUCCUUAAUCUCGUCUUCUCUGUCCUAUAGAUCAUCAUCACCUACCAGACAACUUUCACCUAUUCGAUCCACCUCCCCAGAAAGACCCAACUCCUCAAUCGGGUCAAGAUUCGACGAAGUCCACUUGAUCCAACCUCUUAAAAAAACAACCACCAAGAGUGCAUGGAGAUAA